AUGUCGGGACUCGGAAUCAAUGGCUUUGGCCGCAUCGGUCGCGUGUUUCUGCGCAAUUGUCUGUCGCGCAAGGAUGCGCAGGUGCUGGCCAUCAAUGACCCCUCAAUGGAUCCCAAGUACCUGGCCUAUAUGCUGCGUUAUGAUUCCACGCACGGCAUAUACAACAAGAAGAUCUGCCUGGAGGGCAACACACUGGUGGUCGAUGGCAAGAAGAUCAAGCUGCUGCAGGAAUCCGAUCCAAAGAAGCUCAAGUGGGGGGAACUGGGCGUUAAGACUGUGGUGGAAUGCUCGGGCCGCUUCACCACUUUGAAGGAUUGCCAGGUAUAUUUGGAUGGUGGUGCCAAGAAGGUCGUCAUCUCUGCCCCUUCCGCCGAUGCACCAAUGUUUGUGUGCGGCGUCAAUCUGCACAAGUAUAAGCCGGACAUGAAGAUCAUCUCGAAUGCCUCUUGCACCACCAACUGUCUGGCCCCGCUGGCCAAGGUGGUGCACGACAAGUACCAAAUCGUUGAGGGUCUGAUGACCACGGUGCAUGCCGCCACCGCCACCCAAAAGAUCAUCGAUGGGCCGAGCAACAAGGCGUGGCGCGAUGGCCGCAGUGGCAUGUGCAACAUCAUACCCGCCUCCACGGGCGCCGCCAAGGCAGUGGGCAAAGUGAUUCCCUCGCUGAACGGGAAGCUCACGGGCAUGGCAUUCCGUGUGCCCGUCCCCAAUGUCUCUGUUGUGGAUCUGACCUGUCGCCUGAACAAGCCCGCCAAGUUGGAUGACAUCAAGAAGGCCGUCAAGGCAGCAGCCGAGGGUGACAUGAAGGGCAUCCUCGGCUAUGUGGAGGAGGAGGUCGUCUCCUCAGACUUUAACGGUUCGCGCUUUGCAUCCGUCUUCGAUGCCAAGGCCUGCAUUGCCCUCAGCGAUAAUUUUGUCAAGCUAAUUGCCUGGUAUGACAAUGAGACGGGCUACUCGUGUCGCCUCUUCGAUCUCAUUCUGUACACACAAUUGGCUGACAUGUGUGCCGAGAGGGAGCUGAAGAAGAAGUGUGCCGAGGAGGAGCUCAAGAAGAAGUGCGCCGAGAAAGACAAGGAUCCCUGCAAGAAGAAGUAGG
This is a messenger RNA of Drosophila subobscura, 1096 nucleotides long. Its product is annotated as glyceraldehyde-3-phosphate dehydrogenase. Gene Ontology annotation, biological process: glucose metabolic process. The record is from RefSeq and is a predicted model, not a curated record. Bases 1 to 1095 code for a protein of 364 amino acids. NCBI's taxonomy places the organism in Eukaryota, Metazoa, Arthropoda, Insecta, Diptera, Drosophilidae. Gene Ontology annotation, molecular function: NADP binding; NAD binding; oxidoreductase activity, acting on the aldehyde or oxo group of donors, NAD or NADP as acceptor. The transcript has a single exon.